This is a messenger RNA of Prunus armeniaca (apricot), 1182 nucleotides long. NCBI's taxonomy places the organism in Eukaryota, Viridiplantae, Streptophyta, Magnoliopsida, Rosales, Rosaceae. The record is from the annotation of a GenBank genome assembly.
AUGCAGUGGAGGGAGGACCUUUUGCAAGCUUGGUUCUCGGCCGAGGAAGUGAGGUGCAUUCGAAACAUUCCGUUAAGCUUUAGAGACCCACCAGACGCUUUGAUUUGGCAUUUUGAGAGAGGUGGUCAGUACACAGUGCGGACCGGGCAUGAAGUUGCCCGUCGGGUUCUGCUCCAGCAAGACGAGGACGACACUACCACAAAUGGGGGACCAAUUGUAGCUUUUGACCAUGUCUGGAAGAAGAUCUGGAAAGUUCGGGUGCCACCAAAGGUCCGUAUUUUCAUCUGGCGCGCUCUCUUGAAUAUUUUACCUACCAAGGAUAAUUUGGGUCACCGUGGCAUCGCUGAAUUGGGAGGAUGUGUGUUUUGUGGAGCUGAUGAAACGGUGGUCCAUGUGCUUCUCCAAUGCCCCAUGGCUAUUGCUUCUUGGUCUCUAUUUCCGGCCUGGGCUCACUUUAAUACUGAUUCCACAGAGGAGUUCAAGAUGUGGUUCCAUGGAUUUGCUGCGGAUCACCCCACUCAGGAGCUAGAGAAAGUCAUGAUGUGCAUGUGGAUGCUGUGGUUUGAGAGGAAUCAAAUGAUCUGGACAGGACGUCAUCGGAGUUCAACAGAAAUUGUGAGUGGAGCAAUGUACUGUCUGCAGGAGUUUCAGGAGUUACACCCCCCUCCCAAGAAACAUAUUUCACGUGCCAAAGCCAAAUGGCUACGGCCACCGACUGGAGCUAUUAAAAUAAAUGUGAGUGGAAUGUUUCAUGUUGAAUCCAGCUUUGGUGGGGUUGGUUUGGUGGUCCGAAAUUAUACAGGUGCUUUUCUUGCAUGCAAGUUGGUUGUGCUACGUGGAGUAUCAAAUCCCUUGCAUGCCAAGCUAGUUGCAUUAAGAGAAGGCUUAAUCUAUGCUGCCAAAUGGUCCAACUUGGACUGUCAUAUAGAAGGGGAUUCUCAAGGCGCUCUACACUCAGUACAACAGGGCCAAGCUGAUCUGUCCCACCUUGGUUGCCUAAUUGAGGAUUGUAAAAUACUUUUGGCCAAACAAGAGCGUGUUUAUUUGAGGUUUACAGAGAGGAAGGCUAAUGGGGUUGCAACCCGCCUGGCACACUAUGCUCUACACUCCCAGGAAGCAGCAGAAUGGGUUACUGAUCCCCCAGUUUUCCUCCAGGAUGUUCUGUUUUCUGAUGUUAUGUAA